AUGGUAUCCUUUACCGCCAGUGAGAAACCGAGGAUGGUCAUCGUACCUGAUUGCAGUUAGUACUUCCCAGAUCCGUGGUACCUGAAGUCCUAUUCGCCCUUCAUGAUGCAGCGUCAGCUGAUCACUUAGGGGUAAACAAGAGCUUGGGGCAAAUACGAGAACACUUCUAUUGGUAUGGCCAGCAGCAUGAUGUUGAAGACUGGUGCCAACAGUGUAACAAGUGCUCCAGUAGGAAGUCCCCACAGCAGCCAAGGAGAGCAUCCCUUGUCAGUAGCUGCUCAGGUUGCCCAUUCGAGAGAAUUGCAAUGGACAUCAUGGGCCCUCUGCCAACUACUGAGUCUGUUCAGAAGUAUAUCCUGGCUGUUGGAGACUACUUCUCGAAAUGGACAGAAGUGUUUCCUCUUCCAAAUCAAGAAGCAAAGACGGUUGCAGAAAGGCUGGUGAAUGAGGUCAUUUCCAGGCAAGGAGCACUUGAACGGAUCCACAUUGACCAGGGUCACAGCUUUGAAGCCCAGCUGCUUAAGGAGAUGGGCACCUAAUUCAGUAUUGACAAGACCAGGACAACACUGUACCACCCCAAAAGUGAUGGCAUGGUUGAGUGGAUGAACCGUAUAUUACAGGACAUGCUGGCCAAGUACAUCUCUGAGCACCAGCGCGACUAGGAUGUUCACCUACCUUUGGCUAUGAUGGUGUACAGGUCCAGUAUCCACUCAUCGACUCAAUAUACGCCGCAUUAUCUUUUGUUUGGUCAUGAGGCCAGACUACCCUUAGAUGUCAUGUAUGGUCGCAAGCCAUAUUAGCUGGAAGCAGCCUCUGAAUAUGUUAGGAACCUUGGGUCCACCUAGGACAAAGCCCAUGAAAAAGCCCAAGAGCACCUGAGGACUUCCCAGAAAAGACAGAAGGACUGCUAUGAUUGCCGAGUUGCCUCAGAGGAGAUAACGGUUAGAGACCAUAUGUACCUUUAUGUUCCUGUGAUAAAGAAUGGGAAAAAGUUGCAUUCGCCAUGGCAAGGACUGCAUGUGGUAGUAAAGAAAAUCGGUGACAUGACCUUCCAAGUUGAAGAGGUAGGCAACCACAGAAAGCGAAAAGUGGUAAAUUUCAAUCGACUUAAGCUAUGUGGUGAGCCACCAUCAGCCAACCAGUACCCAGUACCCUUAUCAGCCUACUGGUCACUGUUGCAGUUCACCAGUGCGGAGACCGCAUCUUCCCCGUUGGUACAUAUCGGAUGA
Messenger RNA from Pocillopora meandrina, 1229 nucleotides. Lineage: Eukaryota; Metazoa; Cnidaria; Anthozoa; Scleractinia; Pocilloporidae. The record is from the annotation of a GenBank genome assembly.